Bicyclus anynana (squinting bush brown) is the source of this 7312-nucleotide messenger RNA. RefSeq lists its product as uncharacterized. Gene Ontology annotation, cellular component: Sin3-type complex. The record is from RefSeq and is a predicted model, not a curated record. Gene Ontology annotation, biological process: negative regulation of transcription by RNA polymerase II. NCBI's taxonomy places the organism in Eukaryota, Metazoa, Arthropoda, Insecta, Lepidoptera, Nymphalidae. The coding region runs from base 186 to 2291 and encodes 701 amino acids. The transcript is spliced from 13 exons.
AAAUACUCACUGUCAACAAAGGCUGUCAAACUUCAAAGAAAGUUCGAAAACGUAUUGUUGAAAAAUUACAAAUUCGUAAAUUUUUGAGAAAAAAGACGCAAGCUUCGUCGUUUUGACUAUACAAUGCAAGUUUUUAAUUAACGUAUAAUGUUAAUUCAGUGAUUGUAAUACUUUACAAUACAGAAAUGAGCAACAAUUUAGAAAAUGAUAGAUCAGUCUCUACUGGAAAAAUGUAUCCAAUCGACUUAGCGCCACAAAAAAUAACUAUUGUGAAAACCAUGUCGAAUACUGAAGUUAAGAUGGCUCAUUUGAUAUCCGGGCAGCCGAAGACCACAAACACCAAUCAAAUAAUCAGUCAUGGCGGGACGGGAUCCAUGGGAUUGAUGCGUACUGCUGCACAAAUUAUAUCACCUAGCGUCGCGUCUCAGCCUCAAAUGAUUGUAAGCUCCCCAAUACUGCAAAGCACACAGAUAGUGAGCCAAGGGUCCCAGCUCAUUGGACAGAACUCGAUCAUAACAUCAUCCCAACUGAUCCCCAGUGGCCAGCUCUUGAGUCCUGGUACACAGAUUAUAAGCCAAGGAACACAGCUGUCUGCUCAGGUCUCCACCGCAAGUAACACAUCUUCAAGCAGUAUUUCGAACAUGUCCGGCAAUGGACCACAGCUUUUGAAUGUUGGUGGUCUGGUGAGUGGUGCUGGUAACUUGGUGGUCAGCUCCUCGGUGCGCACCUUGCCGCCCAGUGUCAGAGUGCUGCCUCCUAUGCCACAAAAUAGCACAAGACCAGUGUUGUCGAGCAUGAACAACAGCGGCGGCGUGCUGAUGGGCAAAGGUGUGUCGAGCCACGUGCCGCGCGGGCUGGCCGCCGGCGCCUCGCUCGCCAUCAGGCCCGUCACCAACUCGCAGGCCGCUCCCAAUCCAGUAGGUGCAUGGUCGAGCGGCGGUCGCGGCGCACGCGGCGGGCGCGCGCUCGUGUACGGCUGCCGCACGCGCUCGCCCGCGCCGCCCGGCCCCCGCGCGCCGCCCGCGCCCUCCCCGCAGCCGCCCGCGCCGCAGCCCGCGCAGUCGCCGCACUCCACCGCCACCGUGCUCGCUCCGAGCGGGGUGAUCUCGAGCACGGCGCGCGGGCCGUCGCCGCGCGCCGCCACGCCCACGCCGCCCGCGCCCGCGCCGCCGCGUCCGCUGCCCCUGCUGCAACGGAACUACCAACCCACUAAAGUGGUAGGCGUGGCGGGGGUGGGCGUGCGCGGCGUCGGCAACAGCGCCCCCCCGCAGCUGUACUACGAGGUGCCGCGCGCGCUGCCGCAGCAGCAGUACCAGCAGCAGCUGCCACGACCGCUCGCGCCGUAUGGACACGGGAACGUACCAACGCAAGUGGCCGUGAAUGCCGUGUCGGCUCCGCCCGAAGUCCGUCAGCCGCCAUCGUCCAUACCGACGUCCGCCGUGCUGCCCAGACCGUCUAUACUACGCAAGCGGGAUGUUGAGGGAUCGCCGACCAAGACACCAGCGCUGUUGAACGCAGUGAACGCGGUGAACACAAUCAUCGGUGCCAACGUGAACAUGUCCGGGACACUGUACCGAUCAGAGACCACGGGCUGGGAGGACGUGCCAUCCGGGCCGGGCGGUGCUGGCUCCGGGUCCACGACCAUCUCGGCUCCCUCGUCACCCGCGCCGGACAUUGACCCUGACCCGCCCACGCCUGAGCAGGACCUCUCCCCGAGAAAGAAGCCCAGAAAACAGACGUUAAUAAAUGAAGUAAGACAAUGCGAAUUCCCUACAGAAGACACCGUGGUGUCGCCGCCGCCCGCGCCGGCCGCGCCUCUCCCUAAACGGCCGUCGCUGAGCUCGACGUACGUGUGCGGCUGGCGCAGCACGGCGCUGCACUUCACGCGGCCGGCCGACGUGCGCCGCCGCGAGCCGCGCGCGCGCGACAUCGUCGCCAUCGCCGGCCAGAAGCACGUGCUCACCAGCGCCGACGGCUGGAAGGUGCACCACCUCACUGCGCAGAUGGACGACUUGGUGUCGCUGGAGGCGGACGUGGGCGAGCAGCUGGUGGGCGUGCUGCGCGCGCUGGAGACGGCGGCCGGCCGCGCGCACUCGCCCAUACACACGCUGCAGCACACGCUGCUGGAACUUAUCAAGGGCAACAUCCAACGGAGCAAAAUAGUGUGCGAAGGUGUACAAGAAGCUCGCGAGGACAUACUGCGAGUGUUCAAGCACAGGAACUUCGUGUCCGACAUACUCACGCGGCAAGCCGACAAGCGGUGCUUCAGGAAACACCGCUCGCAGUCAUAGCAGCGGCGCAAGAACAGUUCACAUAAAGAGAAGUUGACAAGAAGAGUCAAACAUUGAUUGAUCAUUAUAAGCCUAUUUGAGCCCAGCAGGCCAAUUCACUAAGGGUUCAUUUACACGAGCGGCGACUCUACCGACGACCGCAGUCGACUGCAGUCGGCGACCGCCUCAGACUAAUUAGAUAAAGACCUGCCUCGCAAGACAUUAUUUUUCUGUCAAAGUAUAUGAUCAACGAUCUUAUGCGAUUAUAAACACUGUCUCUAUAGAAUCGAUGUUUCAUAGUUUACAAUCGUGUCCAUUGGUUAAAAACCUCAGUAAAAAUACCUUUUUGUGUAGUUAAAUGGUGUAAAAAACGAACAAAAACUGGUAGUUUAGUAUAAGAUAUGUAUGAAAUCUAAGCUCGUUUUCCUUAGAAAAUGGCAGAAAAUUUUUUUCGUGAAUUUUUGUGCGAUACUAGUCCUUAUGUAUUUAGUCUGAAGCGACCGCCGUCGACUGCUGUUGGCUGCCGCCGAGACGUCGCUGACUGCAGUCGUCGGUAGCAGCACACGAUGCGUUGCGGUGCCGGAGCGGUGUCGCUGCGUAGUUUUACAUAUAGUGUGGGAGCCCGGGAUGCUAUAUUUGCAGUUACUCGAGCAUCAUGGGUACUGAUUGCACUUGGUAGAUUAAAUUAUAGGAAGAGUAAAUGGUUAUUUUCUUUUUUCGCUUUUAGCGGUGGAAAAAAUGUACAGACUUUAAAAACAGUUUUUGUUACUAUGGCUUAGUGAAAUUGUCAGAAAAUUUCAGCGAUUAAUUAGGAGGUUUCCUUCAAAAUAAGUAAAAAAUUAAUCGCGCUCGUAACUCGAGAACUAAAAUAUAAUGGUUUUAUUUUGUAACCUUGAAACCCUCCCAUUCCAUUACGUUACGCUCAAAUCAGUGCAGUUUUUAGCUAUUAACUCACUUACCUUAUCUUAAUCUGACGUGCUAGUUGAGUAUUUCUGUAGUUAGUUUUUUUUGUUUGCUCUAAACGGUACUCAACAACGUGUAAGGUAUAGUCACUUAUGUUUAUUUGCCGCGCUCGAGUAACUGCAAAAAUCGCCUCUUCGGCUCAUCUACUAAUAUAAAUAUCUGUGGCAUGUCACACGAUGCGCUGCGGCGCCGCACCGGACUUUCAACCACCGAGGCGAGGAGGGGAGGGGUGAAUGCUCUGCCGCGUCGGAGCGGCACCGCUCAGUUGUUUGUGCGUCAGAACUUCACAAGGAUUUACAUACUGUACAACGCUGCUACAGCGACAUAACAACGUUGCAGCGCCUCGUGUGCUUGCUGAUACAGUGAAAUCUUUGCGAUGCGGCGCCGCAACGCAUCGUGUGCCCCCGCUCUAACUUUGACGUGUGUUACUUUACUACGAAAUUGAGAUUCUAUGUAACAAAUGUCAUCCGGUGCUUACUGACAAUUCUUCGUGGAUAUCACAUAGUAUGUGGUGUUUAUUUUAAUAGGUAGUUCAUAAAGACCUAAUUAGUGAAUAGGCCAGCUGGCCUCCCUUACAGGGGGGCGGGGGGGAUAUGUAGCUUAGAUCCACCACACUUCUCUAAUGGGGGUUGAUGGGUUUAGGGUGAUAAUGCAUUCAAUGAAAAUCACUAUCAGAUGUUAAUGAUGAUUACCAGUAUUGAUGGCUAAAGCUCUCUAAGCUCUCUGAGGCACUCGAUGUAACACCACCAACUUACUGAGAACUUUAAGUAAAACUUUUUUAGAACUAGUAAAGCCCGAUCCAGGAUUCGAACCCAGGACCUGUGAUCCGAAACCACAACCUUUGGACCAACCUUGGAGCUCAUUGAUUGUUGACAUAGACACAGACAUAUAUGUAUAGCUUGGCAAAUUCGUUCGUAACACUCCUCAUGGGCCGAGCGGAUGUUCUGGUAUGAAUUAUUAUGAAUGUCAGUAAAGUUAACUAAGUAAUAAAGAUAUUAUAAUGACUAAUAUUAUUAAAGGUAAAACUGGUCUUAGAAAACUUGCUAAAGUAAGUAAAUUAAUAUUUUGUAAAUAUUGUAAAGAAAUAUAAAGUUAUACAUCUGAUAAAGAUAUUAGUGUCCAAUUUUUCCAUGUUUGAAUAAUGCAUUCAAUAAUGCUAUUUGUGUUGUGAUUGUCCUCAUUAUUUUGUAUGAAUAAAAUAAAAUAAAUAUUAUACCUGAAGGAAAUGUUUGGUUUUUAUUAUUUUAUUUGUCCGCCCUCCGACGCUGAUGAGUCUGCACUUACACAAUCAGAAAAUAAAUAAAUUCAGUCAAAAAGUCUAAAAAAAACCUGUACUAAAAAAAGCCAGUUGCUAAAAAAGCCAUUAAAGAAAUAUUACACAUUACUGCUUACUUAGCCCCAAAGAAACAAAUAGCCUGUAUUAUGGGAUUUAUGAAGGUUUUUAUCAUGUUUAAAUAAGUUACAUAAUAUAGUGUAAAAAUACACCCAAAACACUGGAAAACCAAACAGGUUCAUCAAGGUUGUGAAUGUAGAUAGCAGGGCCACUACACCACGAGGCCGUCAAAGCCAAUAAAUCUAUAAUUGUGUCGUAAUGUGUUGCCAACUCUAAAAAACAAUGUGUAAAGUAAAAAAAACGAGCAAGCGUGAGUUGGACUUGCGUGAAAAGGAUUCCGAAUUUUAAAAAUUACAAAAAAUAAUUGAGCGUCUCAUAUAACAAGCUCUUUGAUAACACUAUACAGUUUCUUUUUUUCAACUAGCCCCCCCAAAAGUGCCACCCGUAUUCAGAUUUUAUCUAUUCACGCUACAUUCUUCCCUUUUUAGAGUUCUGUAGUCCACAAGGAACCCUGAUAGUUUCGCCAUGUCCGUCUGUUUGUACGUCCGACUGCGGUUUAGCACAGAGACUAUGUUACUAGCAUGAGUAUAAGAACAAAGUCGUAAAAUAAUAUCUUGAAAAAUAUUUUUUAGGGUACCUUUCCUACGUGUAAAGUGGGGAUGAUUUUUUUUACUCGUUUAUUUCAUAGUGUAGGAUAUCGUUGGAUAGGUAUUUGCAAGAUAUGAAGUCUUCUACCAAAGUUUUUCGAUUUAAAGAUCCGUUUGUAAAAUAUUAAGCUUAUAUUAUGAGCAAAUGUUAGUCAAGUGUCCCCACCCUCUACCGGCUAAACGGUUGUUUAUGCAUACGUGAAAAAAAUCACGAGAUUAUAAUGAAAUUAGAAGGAAAACUAUGAAACGAACUAUGAACGAAACUUGGUACAAUAAUUAUACUUCAUACUCCUGGUCAGGCUAUAGUAUACUUUUCAUCUCGCCACGAUUAAUAGGAGCAGAGCAGUGAAGGGAAAUGUUGGGAAAACGGGAGAAGUUACUCCAUUUUUUAAGCUUCCGUAGGGUAGGUGUAGGUUAUCUUACGGUGGAAUUCAUAGUCGUAGUAGGGGGCCCCUAAGGGGAUUAUUCAGCCGCUAUGUGUCGAAUUCAACCCCUACGCGUUUCAUAGACAAAAGAAACCCCUCAUUUGACAGGAGCUGGCGGCUGACUGCUGAAUUACCGAUAUUUGUCAGCCAAACCAUCCCCUGGCAUUUUUUUUGUUGUUAUUCGUGAUUUAUUUAUUAGAAAGUGGACGUUCGGAUCGUUAUAAGUGAAGUUAUAAACAGCGAGUUAUAUCAGUGCCCAAGAUAUAUAUUCGCAAUUGCGUAAACCCAGUAUAAUACUAUGGCGAUAUGAAAUGUACGAAAGAUUCUCAUAUUAGGCAUAAUAUGCCUUUGUUUGAUGAAGAAUGAACACAGAAGACCAAGAGAGGAAUACCAAUACCGCUAGUAUUAUACAUUCUAGCAGCACUUCGAUUCUAUGAAACGGGAUGUUAUCAGGUACGUACCUUUGUUCAUUAUCAAUAAUUUUUUGUUCAUGAAGACGCCGCGCGGUUUCACCCUGUGUGGUUCCCAUUUCCGUAAGAAUAUGGGGAUAAAAUAUAGCCUAUAGAGCUCGGGAAUAGUGUAGCUUCCCAACAGUGAAAGAAUUUUUUAAAUUGGUUCAGUAGUUCCAGAGCCUAUUCAAAACAUACAAACAAACAAAUCUUUCCUGUUUCUAUUAUUAGUAAAGAUAAAUUAGGAGUAGAUAUAAAACCAAUUAGCCCAGUGGGUAUGACCCCUGCCUUUGAUUAUGAUGGUGUAGGUUCCCAACAGUGAUAGAAUCUUUCAAAUCAGUUCAGUAGUUACAGAUCCUAUUCAAAACAAACAAACAAAUUUUUCCUGUUUAUAAUAUUAGUAUAGAUAAAUUAGGAGUAGGUCAAAAUCCAUAUAGCCCAGUUGAUAUGACCUCUGCCUUCUAUUCGGAGGGUGUAGGUUCAAAUGCUGUCUGAAACAUGCACCUCCAAAUCAUUUCAGUUAUGUGCAUUUUAUGAAUUUAAAUGUAUAUCACAUGUCUCAUACGGUGAAGGAAAAACAUUGUCUCUACAUGUGUGAAGUCUGCCAAUUCACAUUGGGCCAGAGUGGUGGACCUUAUCCCUCUCAUUCUGAGAGGAGACUCAUGCUUAACAUACUCAUGAUGAAGAAUUUAAUUAGUUUGUUUGUAAUCUAACCUAUAUAAAUGUUAGGUACACCUAUCUAGUUUUGAUUUAGGAAAUAUACCUAUAACCUACAUAAAUGUAACUAACAUAAUGUUUAUUUUCAGACUGUAUGUGCAUUCCAUCAAGCAUUCUAUGAAAUAACAGAAAUGCCACAAGUCAAGCUGUAUUGAUGGCACGCAUAGGUAUACAUAUAAACAACCCCGGAGGACCCUAUGCACAGAUUUAAAGAAACCGGCUAUCAUGGCAGGGAAUAGCUGUGAUGAGCUCUGAGAAUACUGUUUUACCAAGAAUACUGAGAAUACUUUGGUCCUUGAAAAUCCGAGUUUUCAGAUCACAGUAAUUGGAAGACCCACAUACCUUGAAAAGUCAGCAGCAUUUAAUAUAGAGGUAGUAGGAGUGAGUGCAGUAUGUUGUAAGGUGGUCACUCACUCUGAAGUCCAUAACAAUAGAAAAUGUAUACAAAUCUUAAUUGAAUGAAAUUUAUUGAUUCACAUCUUUAAUAAAGAUAAUUAUUAAAUGUUUA